CCGCGCCCUGCCGCUCCGUGCCGCGUCAGCGACGUCGCAGCAGCGGUUGCUAGCCGACAGGCUGCCUUGCUCUCCGGCUGGGAUGUGACAGAGCUGCGGCGGAGACAACCGACUCCCAUUCUCCCAUCAGGGCCGAACCGGGAUAAAGGGGACCGUUCCGGGAUAAACGGGACCGUUCCGGGUCAAAUCGGCUGUAGCGUCUCCUCCACGGUCCUGGUCCUGUGGUUCUGGUCCUGGUCCUGUGGUCCUGGUCCUGCAGUUCUGGUUCUGGUUCUAGUCUCUGGUCCUGGUCCUGGUCCUGGUGAGGAUGGAGGACUCUGAGACGGAGCUGGCCGUGUCUGAGCCCGACGCCCUAGGCGCUGACUUCAUCACGGUGGAGCUGGACACGCAGCCCAUCGAGUACGUGGUGAAGUGGGCCGAGGUCGGCUCCAAGUUCACCAUCUCGUGCGUGAAGAGCAGCGGCGAGGACGGCAGCGGCGGCGAGCUGAAGAUGGAGACGGACGAGGCCUUCUUCGCUCCGUACGAGGAGGUGUUCCCCUGCGAGGUCACGGAGCAGAGCGUUGAGAUCAAGACCGACUCGGACGACGACGGCGAGGACACGGACGAGGACGGCGAGGUGCUCGUGGAGGCCGGCGGCAGCCAGCUGGACGCCGACGCAGACGGGGACGGGGACUCGGAGCCCGGCGACUUCGAGGCGGACGGGCGGCAGUACCGCUGCAGCUACUGCGGGAAGAGCUACAGCCACGCCUCCAGCCUGUACCGCCACCAGCAGACGCACGCCGCCAAGAGCAUCGGGGCCCCGGCCCCCGCCAAACGGGCGCUGGAGCCAGCGCACCAGGAGGCCCGCUACACCUGCCCGCACUGUGGCAUGAGCUUCAAAGGAAGCAGGAUGCUGGGCAGUCACCUGCGUCUCCACGGGAAGAGGAGGAUCCAUCCCUGCAACAUCUGUGGGAAGGAGUUCAACCACAGCUCCAGCCUGUCUCGCCAUCGCCUCAUCCACAAGAAAGGGAAGAGCCUCCCCAAAGACGCCGCGCUGGGCGCCAACAUGGCCGCCCUGCGCCACUCGCUGAAGGCCGGCGCCAAGAACAAGAAGACCAAGCGCCAGCGGCAGCAGCAGCAGCGGCACGUGGCCACGGCCGCCGUCAUCCAGAGCCCGGGCGGCGAUAAGUUCUACGCCUGUCCACAGUGCGACAUGAGCUUCCGGACGUCCACGCAGCUGUCGAAGCAUCAGGUGACGCACGUGAAGCAGCUGCUGGACAGCUACACGCCGGGCAAGGAGAACCUCGCCGAGAGCUCCUCGGACCUCAAAAUCCGCCUCAAGCUCUGCUCCCGAGACAAGCCCAACUUCUACACGCUCUGCAAGAAGAACCGGCGCCGCGCCGCACGCGCUGUCAAACGCAGCUCCGCCCCGUGUGAGGAGGAGGAGGAGGAUGGUGCGGGCUCAGCAGGCGCCACGGGAUCAGCGGGCUCCACGGGCUCAGCCACCGCCGGUAGCAGCAGCGGUCGCUACUGCUGCAGCCAGUGCGGGAAGCGCUUCAGCCACGCCUCCAGCCUGGCACGCCACCAGCAGACGCACAGGGCCACGGCGGCCGAUGGCGUGCGGGGAAAGCUGCCGCAGCACCUUCACAUCAAAACCGGACUCCCCGCCACCAGUGCAAGCGGCGCCAAAACCAAGACGUACACCUGCGGCGCCUGCAGCAAGACCUUCAUGCACUCGUCCAGCUUCUCUCGCCACAAGAAGGCGCACAUGGAGGAGGAGCAGCGAGCACGGGCCGUGGCCGCCAAGCGCCGGAAGAGAGUGGUCCUGGAUGAGACCGCGCCGCUGGAGUCGGACUCGGAGUGACGCCCGUCGCCCGGCUCGGGAACGGGUUUGGACCGGUUUAUGGAUCAGCUCUGACUGGUUUUAAACUGGUUUAAAGACAGAUUCUGGAGACGCUUAAUUUGGAAAAAGUUCUGGACCAGUUGGGGACAGGUUCUGGACCAGUUAGGGACAGGUCCUGGACCAGUUAGGGACAGAUUCUGGGCUUUGGGUUAAGGACUGGUUCUGGACCAGUUGGGGACAGAUUCUGGGCUCUGGGUUAAGGACAGGUUCUGGACUAGUUGGGGACUGGUCCUGGGCCAGUUGGGAACAGGUUCUGGACUAGUUAGGGACAGGUCCUGGACCAGUUAGGGACCGGUUCUGGACAGGUUCUGGACCAGUGUGUUGUGAACUGGACCUGGCUGUUUCUCUGGUGUAGAUAGCUGCAGAUCGGCCCUAAACGGUCGGUCAGAACUCAACGUUAGCUUCUUGCUCUUAAGGACGGGAUUAGAUUUAAAGUGCCCCCCCUCCCCUGCCACUGCCCCCCGUCCCCCCUGCCACUACCCCCCCCCCCCGCCACUGGCCCCGCCCCCUUCCUCAACGUCUUUCCGCGGCCCGUCCAAUCUCUAAACACUCAACCGGCGUGCUCUGUUUCUACUCUGACCACAUGUUUUCUCUCAUUUGGCGGGCGUGUCAGAGCUGUUAUCCAAUCAGCAGCCACCUGUGUGUCAGAGCUGUUAUCCAAUCAGCAGCCACCUGUGUGUCAGAGCUGUUAUCCAAUCAGCAGCCACCUGUGUGUCAGAGCUGUUAUCAGUGAACGUGCACACGGACGCUGCUCCCUCUCUACACUCCAUUUCCCAUCAGCCACCUGUGCAGACGGCUGCCGCUGGGCCCUGGCCUCUGGCAGCAGAGCAUUGUGGGAUAAUUAUAACUUAAUUAUUAUUUAUGUCACAAAGUGAUAGUUUAUUUUGGCUCUCGGUCUCUUCUGAUCAUCUUAAGGAUUUAAAUUUUUAGUUUUUCAGGUGAAAACCAUUUUUUAUUUUAUUUAACUUUUUUAAUUUGUUAUUAAUAUGUAAUAAUAUGUAUUAUUAGUUAAUAAACCUCCGUACGGAUCCGUUCAUCUCCACGUUUAGUUUUCUCUCCUGAGUGAUUCUGAUUGGUUGGUGUUCUGACAGCGCUGCGCUCUGAUUGGCUGGUAUUCUGACAGCGCUGCGCUCUGAUUGGCUGGCGUUCUGACAGCGCUGCGCUCUGAUUGGCUGGCGUUCUGACGGCACUGUGCUCUGAUUGGCUGGCGUUCUGACAGCGCUGCGCUCUGAUUGGCUGACUGUGUUUAUAGCUUUGGUAUUUUUUAAUAAAAGGUUAAAAUGUUCCUCCACACUAACGUUUGCAUGAAGACUGUAACCCGCAGCCCGUUGGCCAUAUUUGUAGUUUUUGGGCGGUGUGCGAGGCGAGAGAGGAAACUGCACUUAUUUACUUAUUUAUGAAAAUUUGGAACAAUGUUGUAAUAUGUAAAUAUAAAUAUUUAAAUGUGACUCACAAGGUUUAAAAAAAACAAACAAAAAAAAACAGCCCUCGUUUCCGUAGCAAUGCCACCGCCUUCAUCGUUCAGCAUCGAGCAGCACAGGAAACGCCUCCGACAUCCGCAGAUUUUCAAAGUAAAAGCCUCCAAAUGAGACAGAAACUCGAGCACUUCAUCGGUCAAAAAAAUAUAUAGAAGACGUUUUGGACGAAAAAAAGAUACUACGAGUGGAUACUACUACUACGGUUUUAU
Molecule: messenger RNA, 3569 nt
Organism: Sander lucioperca (pikeperch)
Lineage: Eukaryota; Metazoa; Chordata; Actinopteri; Perciformes; Percidae
Product: zinc finger protein 135
Exons: 3
Coding region: 308-1843 (511 amino acids)
Biological process (GO): regulation of transcription by RNA polymerase II
Cellular component (GO): nucleus
Molecular function (GO): DNA-binding transcription factor activity, RNA polymerase II-specific; RNA polymerase II transcription regulatory region sequence-specific DNA binding
Source: RefSeq, a predicted model, not a curated record